AUGCAGAAUCCAGACUACCGAAACUGUGACGUCAGUCCACCGGUGUACCCAGCUACGACCGUGGAUACCACAGCUCGACUGGCUGCCCUGAGGGUCGAGAUGGCCAAGCCAGAGAAUAACUUCGAUGCUUACCUCAUCCCGUCUGAAGACGCUCACGGGAGUGAGGAUGUACCUGAACAUGACACACGCAGGACGUACAUCUGUGGCCUCAGUGGAUCAGCCGGAUAUGUGAUUGUCACUCUAACUGAAGCUUAUAUCUGGACGGAUGGGAGAUACUUUGUACAAGCUGAAAGAGAACUUGACUGCAACUGGACACUUAUGAAGCAAGCCGAAUUGGGUGUCUUGUACCCAGAUGACUGGAUGGCGAAAAAUCUUCAGAAUGGUAGCAGAAUUGGUUUUGACCCAACUCUGAUUUCGGCGAGUGACUAUCUCAAUUAUCAAAACGUGUUUGCCAACGAAAAGGGAAAGGUCUUGUAUCUUGUCUCACAAACAACCAACCUGGUGGAUACAAUAUGGGCCGCAGACACCCCACCGCAGCCGAGCUACCCGACUGAUCUGUUGAUGAUCUUAGAUGCAACAACUUAUACCGGCGAAACAUGGAAGGAGAAAAUCUUCCAGUUCCCCGGCGACCAGAGUGUUCGCGGAUUGAUGAAAUCAUUAACACCCGACGUCGCGGACGUUUUAGUAAUUAGUGCUCUGGAUGAGAUCGCAUGGUUGUUCAAUUUGAGGGGCAAGGACGUACCAAAUAACCCUAUGUUCAUCUCAUAUUGCAUCAUUACAAGUGAUGAAAUUAAAUUGUACUUGAAUGACAAAGAUAAGCGUGCAACAUCUGAAAUCAUGAGUCACCUUGAAGCUUCAGGUUGCUCUGGUAGUGAGUGCACCCAGGUUUAUCCGUACAGUCAAUUCUUAACCGAUCUACAAACACACGGCGAAGCUUCUGACGAUGGCAAAAUCUGGAUUAGUGACGCAUCAAGCUACGCAAUCUACGAACGAGUUCCAGAGGAGAAACGCAUUAUGUCACAAUCGCCAGUAAUGCUAAUGAAAGCUGUUAAAAGUACCAAAGAAAUCGAAGGGAUGAAGAGGGCUCACCUGAAAGAUUCCAUAGCCCUGGCUGAGCUCGGUGGAUGGCUUCAGCAAUCAUUCGACGCCUUGGAUGACCCGGCAGUUGGUUCUGAUUCAUUCACCGAACUCGAUGCACAAAAGAAAGCAAGGGAGGUCAGACAAGACGACCCCGAGUUUGCCAGCCUGAGUUUCGGAACGAUCACAGGAUUUGGUGCAAACGCAGCCGUCAUUCAUUACAGUUCGUCUGAAGAAACAAACGUCCGUAUCACCGAUAAAAGCACACUCCUUCUAGAUUCCGGGAGCCAAUACUAUUCUGGUACGACGGACAUCACCAGGACCUUUCACUUUGGAAGCCCGACAGCAUUUACAAAGGAAGCAUACACCCGUGUCCUUAUGGGACACAUCGACCUUGUCACAAGUCACUUCCGAAGCGGCGUUUACGGACGUGAUCUGGAUACCAUUACAAGAAACCCACUCUGGAUUAACGGACUGGAUUACCGUCACGGGACUGGCCAUGGUAUCGGCAGUUUCCUCAACGUGCACGAAGGUCCAGCGAGAAUCAGCCUUGGGUACAGUUCAAGGGAACGACCAAUUCAAAUCGGAAUGUUCUUCUCAGAUGAGCCCGGUUAUUACGAGGAUGGCGAAUUUGGAAUCAGGCUGGAGAACGUCAUGAUGUCUGUAGCGGCAAAAACAGAGCACCAGUUUAGUACAUAUCAGUACAUGACAUUUGAAAUGGUAUCCCUGAUUCCAUUCGAGCCGAAUCUUAUAGACUUCAGCCUCCUGACCCCUAGACAGCUCGACUACUACAAUGAUUACAACAAGCGCAUUCGUGAAGAAGUGGGGCCGAGUUUAAAGAGUGAGUUGGCGAGGAACUGGAUGACAAAGAAAACUGAGCCAGUUCUCUACACCUUUAGGCUGGGGGCAGACGACCAAUGCACAGGAGGCGCGUCUCAAGUGGCCGUAGGGGGCAUAUGUCUACUCUCACUUGCAUAUGCAGUAUGUGUUGCCUUUUUGGGCAAAUACUAAAUGAAGAUUACCUUUUUCCUGCAUCGAAUUAACUAUUAUUACGCGCGUCCAAUUCCACUGAGCUUGUUUGAUUGCGUUUGUUUGUUUGUUAGAUGAUGUCCCCAUCAUGGAAAUUUGGCAAACUCCCACAGGGGUAUAUAAACACCAAGCUGGCAACAGCCAAACUCUCUCUUAAAAGCGUUGGUUUAAAAUGUCUAUGAUUAUGAAUUGCAUGAAUCAAAAAAUUGUGAUCCAGGAAACUAGACGACAGUAUUUAUUGUAGUCAUUGUGAAAUCAGCAGUUAAUAGCUUGGGGAUUCGAACCCACAACAAUGUGAGUGCACAAGUCCUGCAGUCUAAGGAACUAUACAGGAUUGAUAGAGCUGACCAAAAUAUUCUUACCUGCUUACUGUUCAUGUUUUGUGUGAUCCUAUAUAACAAACAAAAUUUGGGCUUAAUCCAGUAAGAGAAAUUGAUAAAAAAUCUGCAAAAUUUACCCUUCAAGAAAUACUCUUCUUUAGGUUUGAAAAAGAAUUGUUUGCAUUUAUACUACGGGUCCUUUUGGUUGGCAAGUAGACUUGUGGACAAGUCGUUAAAUGUCUGUCGCGAUGAUAGCGUUCCGACUCUAUUCCAAAUCUCCCCGUGAUUUCCACGGUAUUUUUGAUGAGACUGCUGGCCUGGGGAGACUACAGCUCUCAUGACUAUGGUCCCAUUUUAAUAGGGAGUAGAAGUGGCCAACCAGCAGUUCAUGCGACAGCAGUGAUCUCGCGAGAGCACCACCACAACUCGACUAUCUCACUACAACAGACGGUUAACGACUUGUCCACAAGUCUAGUUGAUAAGCAGUUUGCAAACAGCUACUUCUAUUUUCUCAAAUAAACCACCCUGCUAUAAAAAACACAGUACAAGAAGUGCAUAGAAUUGUUCCACCAUUUGGGUAAAUUUAUUUCCUUCACAAAGAUACAUUAUUCUAUGAAUCUUUUAGAAUGUUGCAUAAAUAAUCCAGUCACCAUUGAAAAGAAGAAAAUAUAUAAAUAUUCAAACUAUCUGAAAUUACACAAAUUUGAAUAAAUAAAUCUUAAAAAUAAUUGUAACAUUUCGGUGGCUCUUUUAUACUAACUCUGA
Molecule: messenger RNA, 3191 nt
Organism: Asterias rubens (European starfish)
Lineage: Eukaryota; Metazoa; Echinodermata; Asteroidea; Forcipulatida; Asteriidae
Product: xaa-Pro aminopeptidase 1-like
Exons: 22
Coding region: 1-2088 (695 amino acids)
Molecular function (GO): metalloaminopeptidase activity
Source: RefSeq, a predicted model, not a curated record